Schistocerca piceifrons (Central American locust) is the source of this 1372-nucleotide messenger RNA. RefSeq names its product ceramide glucosyltransferase (gene GlcT). Lineage: Eukaryota; Metazoa; Arthropoda; Insecta; Orthoptera; Acrididae. The transcript has 2 exons. Gene Ontology annotation, molecular function: ceramide glucosyltransferase activity. Gene Ontology annotation, cellular component: membrane. Gene Ontology annotation, biological process: glucosylceramide biosynthetic process. The record is from RefSeq and is a predicted model, not a curated record. The coding region runs from base 10 to 1230 and encodes 406 amino acids.
UGUAACGCAAUGACGUUUGCUACAGACCUAAGUAAAAUGUCUCCAAUGAUCUAUACAUUGUAUGGUUUUGCUAUAUUUUUCUUCGUGUUUUGGUGUGGGAAGUGGGGUGUGCAUCUCAUAGCAAUUUUUUAUGCAAAGUGGAGAUUACACCAGAAACCAAAUCAGUUGCCAAGUGAAACACCAUAUCCCGGAGUUUCAAUUUUAAAACCAUUAAUGGGCGUGGACUUGCAUUUAUUCAGUAACUUGGAAACAUUUUUCACCAUGAAUUACCCCCUUUAUGAACUUUUAUUUUGUGUUGAGGAUGAAAGUGAUCCUGCAGUGAUGCUUGUUAAUAAACUCAUGGAAAAAUAUCCAAAUGUGCAAGCAAGACUAUUUACUGGUGGUUUUAACGUUGGUGUGAAUCCGAAAAUAAACAACAUGCAGCCAGGUUUCAAGGAGGCUCAGUAUGAUCUCAUACUCAUAUCGGACAGUGGUAUUCGUAUGAAAGAAGAUACUCUGAUGGACAUGGUGUCGUACAUGAAAGAUGAUGUGGCAAUAGUGCAUCAGAUGCCCUUUACGUGUGACAGGGAGGGAUUUGCUGCCACUUUAGAGAAGAUUUAUUUUGGCACAGCACAGGCAAGAAUUUAUCUUGCAGCAGCUUUCUUGGGUGUGAACUGCCAUACUGGUAUGUCAACACUUAUCAAAAAACCACUGAUUGAUGAAGUUGGUGGUCUGCAAGCAUUUAGUUGCUACCUUGCUGAAGACUUCUUCCUUGCAAAAUCUUUACGGGAGCGUGGCUGGAGGAUGUGUAUCAGUAGUCAACCAGCAUGGCAGAAUUCUGGGCAAUGUAACAUCUCUACAUUUCAGGCUCGGUUAACACGUUGGGCUAAGCUGAGGACUGCAAUGGUUCCACAAACAAUUUUCUUGGAACCUAUGUCAGAAUGCAUGUUGCUGGGAGGCUGUGCAGCUUGGGCAGUCUCCUUCCUGUUUGACUGGGACCCAAUUGUUUUUUACCUAGUGCACAUACUUGUGUGGUUUCUUCUUGACUGGCUGUUACUGUCAAUUGUGCAGAAUAGUUCUCUACCUUUCAAUAAGUUUGACUUUGUUGUGGGGUGGCUGUUUCGUGAGCUAUCUUCCCCAUAUAUAUUUCUACAAGCUUUGUGGGAUCCAGCCAUAAGAUGGCGAGGGCGAACUUUCAAAUUACGAUGGGGAGGAAUAGCAGAAGAGCUCAAGCCUAAAGUGAAAGUUUGAAACUAUACUCGGUGGCAUUUUGUGUGUUCCUCGUGUUUUUAAUAGACCAACAAAUUAUGCUCAACAGAAAGUAAUAUAUAUUUCAUGUCUUCAGUGUAUACUGUUAACAUGAAUGAACUGUUCUGCUACAUGCAUUUGUCAA